Molecule: messenger RNA, 1960 nt
Organism: Ochotona curzoniae (black-lipped pika)
Lineage: Eukaryota; Metazoa; Chordata; Mammalia; Lagomorpha; Ochotonidae
Gene: CLDN18
Product: claudin 18
Exons: 5
Coding region: 2-787 (261 amino acids)
Biological process (GO): cell adhesion; bicellular tight junction assembly
Cellular component (GO): bicellular tight junction; plasma membrane
Molecular function (GO): structural molecule activity
Source: RefSeq, a predicted model, not a curated record
CAUGGCCACCACCACGUACCAAGUGGUUGGCUUCCUCCUGUCCAUGCUGGGGCUGGCGGGCUGCAUCGCCGCCACGGCCAUGGACAUGUGGAGCACCCAGGACCUGUACGACAACCCUGUGACCUCCGUGUUCCAGUACGAAGGGCUCUGGAGGAGCUGCGUGCGGCAGAGCUCAGGGUUCACCGAGUGCCGGCCCUACUUCACCAUUCUGGGCCUUCCAGCCAUGCUGCAGGCAGUGCGGGCCCUAAUGGUUGUGGGCAUCGUCCUGGGUGCUUUCGGCAUCCUAGUGUCCAUCUUUGCCCUGAAAUGCAUUCGUAUUGGCAGCAUGGAGGACUCUGCCAAGGCCAACAUGACACUGACCUCCGGGAUCAUAUUCAUCAUCUCAGGUCUGUGUGCCAUUAUCGGAGUGUCCGUCUUUGCCAACAUGCUGGUCACUAACUUCUGGAUGUCCUCAGCUAACAUGUACACUGGGAUGGGAGGAAUGGUGCAGACAGUUCAGACCAGGUACACCUUUGGAGCAGCUCUGUUCGUGGGCUGGGUGGCUGGAGGUCUCACCUUGAUCGGAGGUGUGAUGAUGUGCAUUGCCUGCCGGGGCCUGGCACCUGAUAAUACCAACUACAAAGCUGUGUCUUAUCACGCCUCGGGUCACAAUGUGGCCUACAAGCCUGGAGGCUUCAAGGCCAGCACCGGCUUUGGGUCCAACACCAAAAACAAGAGGAUAUAUGAUGGAGGUGCCCGUGGAGAGGAUGAAGUGCAGUCUCAGCCUUCCAAGUACGACUACGUGUAGCAUUCCAAGACCCCUCGGCUUAGGCAGAAGAAACACCCCCCAAGAGAGCUCAGCCAAAGCCUAUGGACGUCCCACCAUUUAAAGGAGAGUUGAGAAGGGGCAGAUACGUGCACUACCUGCAGCCCGUCGUCUAGAUUUUCUCACCUGUGACCUUAAUCCAUGUGGUUCUCAGUUGGAGGCAGCCAGGCCCUUCUGCUAACUCCUGAGCUCCCCACCAACAUCUUACUUCUACGGGAACAAUUGCUGCAUUGUCCCCGUAGAAGUAAGACAAUGAUCAUUUUUAGCUCUCUACAUAGUUAGAAUAGCGAUAGGUUAAAAACGAAACAGUCUCUGAAUUAGUCUCACCCUUGCACUUUGAGCAAGGAAAAUGGAAAAACAGUUGUUUUGAUAUUGUCUGUGUUGUAAUUUGUAACAUGAAAAGAUCUUGGACCCUGAUUCCUCUCCUGGAGGUGCCCCUGACUCCAAUGGCACAUGUCUAAACAGCACAACUCAGGUAAAAAGAAAAAAUAAUGGUGAACCACAUCAAGUUCUGGAAAACAGGUCAGAAUCUGUUCUUCAAGUGGGGAGCAGCCUCCACGUGGCCCCUGCCCACACGUAAAGGCCACAGGUGUUGCUAGCUGACAGCAGAUGCUGUGGUCACUCGUUACCCCGAGAGCACGUCAUCCAAACCGCGUGGCUGGCCUGUGGGUUGGUCCAGCAGACCUGAGAGCUUUGCAAUCACACACCUUCCCUCUGCUCACACCCCUGUCCUCCUGAGCAGAAAGACAAAAGCCCUCUUGCAGAAUACCAGAAUUCCACCAGAAUUUCCACAGCAAAGCCAGAGUAGGCCCGCUAAGACGCUUACAGAAGGGAAACCUACAAAAAAAUACCAAAUCAAGGGCAGCUUUGGUGCUGGGGCAUCUGGCCAUAGGGUUACCACUUAGGGGAAAACGCCCAGGCAUCGCUGGUGCACGUGAACGUGCCCUUGGAGGUCACCGGGCACAAUGAGCUCUCCCUCCCACCACCGGUGUGAAGCCAUGAGGUGAUGCCGAGCUGGGUUUUUAAUUAACCAUAUCCCCUGACCAACACACAAAUGUAGAUUUUGCCUUGUCAUUUCUAGAUUUUGCUCUUAUUUUGUGUACAUCGAGUGUUGAGCUGUGUUUUGUUACCUAAAUAUUAAAAAAAGAAGAAGAA